This is a messenger RNA of Jaculus jaculus (lesser Egyptian jerboa), 1005 nucleotides long. Its product is annotated as myosin regulatory light polypeptide 9. The record is from RefSeq and is a predicted model, not a curated record. NCBI's taxonomy places the organism in Eukaryota, Metazoa, Chordata, Mammalia, Rodentia, Dipodidae. The transcript is spliced from 4 exons. Gene Ontology annotation, cellular component: cytoplasm. Gene Ontology annotation, biological process: platelet aggregation. The coding region runs from base 165 to 683 and encodes 172 amino acids. Gene Ontology annotation, molecular function: calcium ion binding.
AGGCUUCCUUCCGGUUUGCUAAGCGGAGGAGGGUGAGGGGGGGGGCCGGAAGCGUUGAUGGUUUAGCGGCUCUCGGGCGGGAAAGGUAGUAGUGCUAGGGCAGCUAGGGUUUGGCCGAGGCGCGUUGCUUCUCCAGGCUGUGCAGGGACCUCAACACCACCACCAUGUCGAGCAAAAGGGCAAAAACCAAGACCACCAAGAAGCGCCCGCAGCGCGCCACGUCCAAUGUGUUUGCCAUGUUCGACCAGUCCCAGAUCCAGGAGUUCAAAGAGGCCUUCAACAUGAUUGACCAGAACAGAGAUGGCUUCAUCGACAAGGAAGACCUGCAUGAUAUGCUUGCCUCACUAGGGAAAAACCCAACUGAUGAAUACCUGGAUGCCAUGAUGAACGAGGCUCCGGGGCCCAUCAACUUCACCAUGUUCCUCACCAUGUUUGGUGAGAAGUUAAAUGGCACAGACCCUGAGGACGUCAUCCGCAAUGCUUUCGCCUGCUUUGAUGAAGAAGCAACUGGCACCAUCCAGGAGGAUUACCUGAGGGAGCUGCUGACCACCAUGGGUGACCGCUUUACCGAUGAGGAGGUGGAUGAGCUGUACAGAGAAGCCCCCAUCGACAAAAAGGGGAAUUUCAACUACAUCGAGUUCACACGCAUCCUCAAACACGGAGCGAAAGACAAGGAUGACUGAGCGCGUCAGAUCCCAUCUGCAUGCUCCUUGUUGCCACGUGGGGUACUUCUGAGGUUUUCUCUUAGAGCCUGUCGCAUGCCCUUAGCUUUACAGCUUCUUGCCUUUUUUUGUAUUUAUUCUCAGCCAUUUGGGGCACAUGUACCUUUAUAAUCAGACAGGAAAUGGGACUUUCUUUCAUUUUCAGAAUAGAAAGUAGGGUAAUUUAACUUACCAGUGGUCUCAUUCCUUCCAAAUAGCUACAGUCCACAGAGUCUAUAUUUUUUCAGAGAAAGUUAUUUGCUCAAUUUUUUUCUGAAUGAUAAUUAAACUUCAUGGUAAAAUA